GUUUUACUUUUUCUUUUCUUUACCCUUGGCCGCGCUCUCUCUCUCUCUCUCUCUGUGAGUGAAGCUUUUGGAGUCCCGAAGCCUCUGUUUCUCUAGAGCUCCAUCUGCGUUGACGUUGUUGCGUGCGGAUGUGUUCCGUUGCCCGACGGGUGCUUUUGUUGCAUUUGAUUGUGAGCUGGCGUUUCAGCGUGCGGUUAUGCAGUUCGAUUAGAAGUAGUCGAUUCGUGAAAGGGAGGGAGGGAGAUUGAGUUUUUGGGACUUCGUCUCUGGGAGGGUUGUGCGUGGUGAUGGAUCGAGUGCGUUAGUGUUAAUGGUUGGAACUGAGAUGGCGUGGGUACGAUAUGAGGGUGGAGAGCGCAGAGGUAGAUGAGAUUAGGGUGUGUUACUUAGGGUUAUGGAGGUAGAUGCGUCUGGAGGAAUGGGGGAGCAGGAGGAGGUUGAGCGGCACGGUGAGCAGGAAGUGCAGACGAUAGAGCAGGAUGGAGAGAAAGAGAACAAGCUCGAGCAGGUGAAAAAGGGCGAGGAUGAAGAGGUGGACCGGAAACAGACCGAGGCAUUGACAGGAACGGCGAAUGUGGUGUCGGAGCCUCGUUCAGGGGAUACUUGGGGAGGAGAGGCUGUGACGUCGCCGCCUGCUGUGGCUUCAGUGGAGCAAGCGUCGCAGCAAGCUGCUCCAUCAGCGCCGGUUCAGCAGAACUCUCAUCCGCAGCAUCAACAGCUGUCUGGACCUCGACCGGCGCCUACGUACAGGGUUGUGAACUCUGUAAUUGAAAAGCGAGAUGACGGGCCUGGUCCACGUUGCGGCCAUACAUUGACGGCUGUGGCCUCUGUGAAUGAAGAAGGCUCCCCUGGAUAUAUUGGUCCGAGGCUUAUUCUUUUUGGUGGGGCGACGGCCUUGGAGGGGAGCAGCGCGGCUGGUCCUCAAGCUGCCUCGUCUGGAGCUGGCAUUCGUUUGGCAGGUGCUACUGCAGACGUGCACUGUUAUGACGUGCAGUCUAACCAAUGGACAAGGAUUACACCUGUCGGAGAUCCUCCUUCGCCUCGAGCUGCUCAUGCAGCAACUGCUGUAGGCACUAUGGUGGUGAUUCAGGGAGGCAUAGGACCGGCCGGGCUCUCUACGGACGAUCUACAUGUUUUGGACCUAACUCAAGCUAAGCCGAGAUGGCACAGGGUGGUUGUACAAGGACCAGGUCCAGGCCCUCGCUAUGGUCACGUAAUGUCCUUAGUUGGACAACGAUUUCUUCUCUCCAUCAGCGGAAACGAUGGCAAACGCCCACUCGCGGAUGUAUGGGCCCUUGAUACAGCGGCCAAGCCCUACGAGUGGAGGAAGCUGGAGCCAGAAGGCGAUGGCCCUCCUCCAUGCAUGUAUGCGACAGCGUGUGCACGAUCUGAUGGUCUAUUACUACUUUCUGGUGGAAGGGAUGUCCAUAGUAUGCCACUUGAUAGUGCAUAUGGCCUUGCAAAGCAUCGUGAUGGUAGGUGGGAAUGGGCAGUAGCACCUGGCAUAUCUCCAUCUCCAAGAUAUCAGCAUGCAGCUGUAUUUGUAAAUGCAAGACUACAUGUUUCCGGCGGAGCUCUUGGUGGCGGGAGAAUGGUUGAGGACUCUUCUAGUGUGGCAGUUCUGGACACAGCUGCUGGAGUGUGGUGUGAUAGAAGAGGGGUAGUCACAAGCCCACGAACAGGGAGGUAUAGUAAUGAUGCAGCUGGUGGGGAUGCAAUUAAUGAAUUAACAAGACGUUGUCGGCAUGCUGCUGCCUCUGUAGGUGACCUUGUUUUCAUGUAUGGCGGCCUUAGAGGAGGAGUAUUGCUGGAUGAUUUAUUGGUAGCAGAAGACCUAGCAGCAGUGGAAACCACGCCUGCUGCUUUGCAUGCAGCGGCGGCAUCACAUCACUCAUUCUCGCCCCAUAAACCUCAGGAAGUGCGGAAAGUACCACAUCCUGAUUCUCUAGGAGCUGAUGGAGCUUCUGUCUUGAUGGCUAAUCCAGUCGCUGCACCCGUGAAUGGCGAUACAUCAAUGGAUAUAAGCACUGCAAAUGCUUUGUCACAUGGACACAGGAAUGAAAGAAGAGGAGUCGAGUCCCUUGUGGAAGCUUCUACUGCUGAAGCAGAAGCAAUAAGUGCUGCCUUGGCCGCUGCUGAAGCUAAAUUUCGUGAUCAGAAUGGAGAAAUUGAGCCGCAUAGUUCCGAUAAGGAUCGAGAAGCUGAAGCCACUCCAAGUGGGAAACCACCUUCUUCACCAUCCCCAAGGUCUCUUAUGAGUCUGAACAGACCAUCCAUUCCCGCCACGCCAGUUCACACUCCCCCUGCGGGUGUGAGGCUGCAUCAUAGAGCAGUUGUCGUAGCAGCGGAGUCGGGAGGUGCUCUAGGUGGACUAGUUAGGCAACUUUCAAUUGAUCAGUUUGAGAAUGAGGGACGGCGAGUCAGCUAUGGAACUCCUGAUAAUGUCUCUUAUGCAAGACAAUUAUUAGAUCGUCAAAUGUCUAUAAGUGGUGUGCAGAAAAAGGUACUGUCGUACUUGCUCAAACCGCGAGGCUGGAAACCACCCACGAAACGACAUUUUUUCUUGGAUUGUGAUGAAAUAGCUGAUCUUUGUAAUACAGCAGAAAGACUUUUUGCCCAAGAACCGAGUGUGCUACAAAUAAGAGCCCCCGUAAAAAUCUUUGGUGAUCUACAUGGUCAAUUCGGAGAUCUCAUGCGCUUGUUUGACGAAUACGGUUCCCCGUCCACAGCAGGAGAUAUUACUUAUAUUGAUUACCUUUUCUUGGGAGACUACGUCGAUAGAGGGCAGCACAGCUUAGAAACAAUCACUCUUCUACUCGCCCUGAAGAUUGAGUAUCCAACAAAUGUUCAUCUCAUUCGAGGCAAUCAUGAAGCUGCUGAUAUAAAUGCCCUGUUCGGUUUUCGUAUUGAAUGCAUAGAGCGCAUGGGGGAGCGUGAUGGCAUUUGGGCAUGGCAACGGAUCAAUCAGCUCUUUAAUUGGUUGCCACUUGCAGCUUUGAUUGAGAAGAAGAUCAUCUGUAUGCAUGGUGGUAUUGGACGGUCUAUUAAUUAUGUGCGCCAGAUUGAAGAUCUGCAACGUCCUAUCACUAUGGAGGCUGGUUCUGUUGUGCUCAUGGACCUUUUGUGGUCUGAUCCAACUGAAAAUGAUAGUGUUGAGGGUCUGCGUCCAAAUGCACGAGGUCCAGGCUUGGUAACCUUUGGGCCGGAUCGUGUUAUGGAGUUCUGUAAGAAUAAUGAUCUCCAGCUCAUUGUGAGAGCUCAUGAAUGUGUAAUGGAUGGCUUUGAACGAUUUGCCCAAGGUCACUUGAUCACCUUAUUUUCUGCUACAAAUUAUUGCGGAACGGCGAAUAAUGCAGGAGCAAUUUUGGUUCUCGGGAGGGAUUUAGUCGUAGUUCCCAAGCUUAUCCAUCCACUCCCACCUGCGAUCACCUCGCCUGAGCACUCUCCUGAACACCAUCUUGACGACAUUUGGAUGCAGGAACUAAAUGAGCACAGACCUCCUACACCUACGAGAGGACGUCCUCAGCCUGCACACGAUCGUGGCUCCUUAGCUUGGAUUUGAUAGUUGUCAAUCCCAACAAGUCAUAAUGCCUGCACACAUCUGUGCCGAUAGCAAAUAUUGUUCUAGGUGUUGUAAAGUAUAUUUGUGACUCCUUCAGACUUGAUCCACAUCCGCCGUUUUUUUUUUGAAGGCGAUGAGUUGUGACUAUAGUCAACCAGGUGUAAGUAGGAUUAAACUGCAGGGAGGGACAGUGAUUGUGGAUAGAAUGUGAAAUGAGAAUCACAAUAAUAACAGGCACAUGUCACUCCCUUUCAAAAAAAAAAAACAUGUAUUUUUAGCUAUGAAGUUGGUAAUUUCUUGUU
Physcomitrium patens is the source of this 3864-nucleotide messenger RNA. Its product is annotated as serine/threonine-protein phosphatase BSL2 homolog. NCBI's taxonomy places the organism in Eukaryota, Viridiplantae, Streptophyta, Bryopsida, Funariales, Funariaceae. Gene Ontology annotation, molecular function: phosphoprotein phosphatase activity; protein binding. The record is from RefSeq and is a predicted model, not a curated record. Gene Ontology annotation, biological process: brassinosteroid mediated signaling pathway.